CGCGCGCGCGCGCGCGCGCGCGCUGCGGAGUGAGGAAUCGAGGAAGGAGGGUGCGGGGACUUGGGAAGGAGCGGCCGGGCGCGCGAGGAGGAGCGAUCGGGGCGCGGAGCAGGGGGUGGGGGGGUGCCCGGCGGGGCGGAGACGAGGAAGUGGGUGCGAGGUGCGCGCGGCGCUGCAUCCCCGGACCGGGAGCCACCGGAGCACCCCAGCGCGGCCGCGGCGCCAGCUCCUGCUCUCCCCCGAGCCUCCGAGGGAGCACCUGGGGAUGCUGGGGAUGGCUCGCGCCAGCCAUGGAGAAGAAGCACACCAGGGGCACCCCUCGGCUGCCGCCCUUAGGCAAAGGUGCCAGUGACACCCAACAGGCUCCGGAAACCUCACUCCCAGGCCUCCUCUCUCCUCUCCCCCUCAUGCCUCCGGCGCACCUCCUCGGAAGGCGGCUUGGAAGAUCGUCCCCACGUCUGGAUUUGGGGGGAGCUCUGUGGCACGGCUGAAGUCGUCGGGCCCCCCUCCCCCCCACUGAGAGUGGGGGGCGGGGCGGGGGGCGUGGCAGCCUAGGGUAGUAAGAGGGGGGCUCCCAGGAGGAGGCGCUGCACCAUGGACGCCAAUAACACGACCCAUCCCGGCCAGGAGCCAAGGCCCCUGAACAUCCCCGUGGGCGUGGUCCUCAUCCUGCUCAUCGUCAUCACGGUGGCCGGCAACGUGGUGGUGUGCCUGGCCGUGGGCCUGAACCGGCGCCUGCGCAGCCUCACCAACUGCUUCAUCGUGUCACUGGCCAUCACCGACCUGCUCCUGGGCCUGCUCGUGCUGCCCUUCUCGGCCCUCUACCAGCUGACCUUCGCCUGGGACCUGGGCCGCGCCUUCUGCGACAUCUACACCAGCCUGGAUGUGAUGCUGUGCACGGCGUCCAUCCUCAACCUCUUCAUGAUCAGCCUGGACCGCUACUGCGCCGUCACCGACCCGCUGCGCUACCCGGUGCGCGUGACGCCGGCGCGCGUGGCCGCCGCCCUGGUCUUCAUCUGGGCCGUGUCCAUCACCCUGUCCUUCCUGUCCAUCCACCUGGGCUGGAACAGCCGCCACCACCGCGGGGCGGCGGCGGCGGCGCCGGGGCCCCAGGACGCGGCGCGCACGUGCAAAGUGGAGGUGAACCUGGUGUACGGGCUGGUGGACGGCCUGGUCACCUUCUACCUGCCGCUGCUGGUCAUGUGCGUCACCUACUACCGCAUCUUCCGGAUCGCCCGCGAGCAGGCGCGCCGCAUCCAGCAGGGGGGCUCGUGGCAGGCGGCCACGGUGCGCGAACACAAGGCCACGGUCACGCUGGCCGCCGUCAUGGGCGCCUUCGUGGUCUGCUGGUUCCCCUACUUCUCCGUCUUCCUGUACCGCGGCCUGAUGGGGGACGGGGGCAUCAACCAGGUGCUGGAGGCCGUGGUCCUCUGGCUGGGCUACGCCAACUCGGCCCUCAACCCCAUCCUCUACGGCGCCCUCAACCGCGACUUCCGCACCGCCUACCAGCAGCUCUUCCGCUGCAGCCUGGCCGGCCACCCGGCCCACGAGGCCUCCGUGAGGUCCACCAGCUCGCAGCUCGGCCGGACUGGGAGCCGCGAGCGCGCGCGGCUGCAAGAGCAGAGCGGGGCGGAGAUCGCGCCCCCGCUGGGCGCCACGGACCGGAAGCCCUCAGGGUGCUGCCCCGGGUGCUCCGGCGACCUCCUGACCUGCUGCAAGAGCCUGUGGGGGCUCCGACUCCUCCGGCGCCCCCCCCAGAGGGAGCCCCCCGAGGAGCCGCCCGGUGAGCCCCUGAACGAGGAGUCACUGAGGACCCCCGCCGGGGCCGGGGGGCGGACGCUGCUCCCCACCCAGACUGUCUAGAGGCGGCCCCCGUCUCUCGUCCCCGCCAGCGGGCUCCUGGCACCCCAUCACACCCCGAGACACAGGGCACGAGCCCGGGGACCCCCCAGAGCGGAAAGAGGUGCUGGGGUCCCGGGGCACCGGGGAAGCAGCCCAGACUGUCGUCCAAAGGGUUCGUGUCGGGGCCAGAGCGGCAGGACUGCGGGGAGGGCGUUUGCCUUGCACGCGGCAGACCCGGGUUCGAUCCCCGGCACCCCACAGGGUCCCCAGAGCAUCGCCGGGUGUGACCCGAACAACAACAACAAAAGGUCGUUGGUGCGUGUGGGUGUUGGUGCUGGCCGAGGCCACAGCGGCGUCAGAAGGACCCUCGGGAGGCCCCCAGGGGACCCCCCUCCGUCCCGGGGUGAGGUGGAGGGAGGAGGGGUGUUAGUCUUGGGGGAACAUCUGUCAGCAGGUACUCGUCUCUGAGUCACCCUGGGGGCUGGGGGGGUGGGGAAGAACCCGCAAUGGCAUCUCUGCAGGGGCGAGACGGAGGGGUCUGCUCCAGCCCUGCGGAGUGAGUGGGUGAGGCACUCAGGAAACGGGGGCUGGGUGGACGAAUGACAGUGGAUGGAUGGAGGAGUGGAGGAGUGAAUGAAUGAAUGGAUGGAUGGGUGAGUUGAAAGCGUGUGUGUGUGUGUGUGUGUGUGUGUGUAAAAAUACAGAUGUGUGUGGUGGACAGGGGGCCCGAAGCACUACAGGACAGCAGGGAGGACGUUAAUUUGCUUUGCACACAAACAACCUGGGUUCAAUUCCCGGCAUCCACUCGAGUGCCCUGAGGCUGACCAGGAGUGACUCAUGAGUGAAAAGCCAGGAGUAACCCCCGCCCCGGCCGAGAAGCCCCCCAAAUAAAAAUAACUCCAAAUAAAAAGAAUAAUAAUAAUUUUUUUAAAAAAGCAAGCAAAACAGAUGUAUGUGGACAGCCGGACCAACGGAUAGACAGAUGUGACUAAAUGAAUGGAUGAAUGAGUGAGCGAGCUGAUGAAUGAGUGAACAAAUUAAUGGAUGGAUGGAUGGAUGGAUGGAUGGAUGGAUGGGUAAAUGGAUGGAUGAGUAAAUGGAUGGGUGGAGGAUGGAUAUGUUGAUGGAGGGAGGGAGGGAGGGGUGGAUGUUUGGGUGCAGGUACAGAUGUCUGUAAGGACGGAUGACUGCAUUAACAGGGGGUUGAGCGGAUGGGUGGGUGUGCGAAUGAACUGAUGAUGAGCGGAUGGAUGGAUUGUGCGGAUGGAUGGACAGAUGCGAUGGAUGAAGAGUUCCAUGAUGCAUGGGUGCAUGGCUGAAUUUGUGGGUGGCAGCUGAGUGGGCAGAUCAGUGAGCUGAUGGACGGACGGACGGAUGGACAGGAGGAUGAGAGGGAAAUCGGACUUCACACCCAUACUCCGGACAGACACUGCCCUGCCUCUCGGCGAGGGCUCAAGACAGACGCCUUGACUCAGUCUCCCCGCCUGCUGCAAGGAGCCCUCCAGGGACGGGGCGGGGGGGGGGGUGUCCCUUCAACGCUGCAGUUCUGAUCUUCUCUGGUGCUUCUCGGAUAGACCUGGGAGGGCGAGGCAGAGGGCGGGGAGGUUGACCCCACGGCGCUCUCCCGGCUGAAUGCACGACGGGGGGGGGGGGGGGGGGGGGGGCGGGCGGGGGGGAGGGGUCUGGACGCCUCCCUGGUCACCUCUGAGCCCUGUCACUUCCCCAAGCUCUGGGAUAAGCUUCCCUUUCGCCCCCAAAGACCCAAGGAGGUGGGGCAGGGGCACCCCAGAGAUUCACGGUGUCCGUGAACCCCCCUUGGCCCUCCCAGAACUCAUUUUGCCCCUGGAAACCAAGACGCACCUCCCACCCCCACCCCCCCCCCCCCCGGCGGCACCGCUUAGUUUCUGACUUUCCCCUCCCUGCCCCCCCAACCAUCCCUCCGCCGGCUCCUGGGGCCCCUCCAGGGCUGACCCUCAGAUGUGAUCAUGCCCCAUGGCUAGACCUGGAACUUUCCCUCCAGCCAUCUCUCCCAUCGUCCACAGCCUCACCCCCGUGCCCCUUGCUCCCCGCCCCCCCACCCCCAACCCAGGAGACCGGGCACCUCCAGCAGGCACCGACGCAUUCCAGGGAUGCCACCCACACGUGCACCGUCUCCGUGGCCGCCGUGGCUUCUGUGGCUUGGCCUCGUCCACAGCCGGGCUCUGACCCCCCCUCCCCGCCCGCUGGCUUCCCCCCCUCCCUCCUGGCACCCGCGGGAAGGGCCCCCUCCCCCGCCCCGCCGGCCCCCCCCCCAGCCCGGCGCCAACCACCCAGCCACCCUCCUUCCCCAGAUGGCACCGCAGCAACAACGGAGGCCGCUUCCGGUCCCCCCCCAAGCUUCCUUCUUGUCCACUUCCUUCGGCCCAUGCUGCGCCCCCCUCCCCCACGGCCACGGGGCGGGGGGGGGCUGGUGCAGGGAGAAAGGGGGGUGUGCAGAACGCAGGGGGGUGUGCAGAACGCACAGCCGCCGGGCCCAGUCUUCGGACAUGCGCAGAACGUUCGUGUCUCCCUCCAGGGCGUUCCCGGGAGACCUGAGAUACCUCUUCUGGAGACCCUCCCUCUGGGGGCCCCUGGCCCUCAGGGAAGCCCCCCACCCCCCUCUGCCACCACCACCCAACCAGAGAAGCCGUGAUAGGGUUGCAAUUCGCCUCAUCCCCCAGAGAGCCCAACUCCUGUCUAUCUCCAUCCGCCACCCCCCACCCCAGGUCGGGGUGUGUGUGUGUGUGGGUGGGUGGGGGUGGUCCUGCGAGUUUCUACGGGUUCUGGAGAGCCCCUCGGAAGAGUACUGGUACCUCACUGGCAUCUGAAGCAGAAUAUCUGCGAACAUGCUGGAAAGCCUGAUCCCCCCCCACCCAUCUCUGGGUCUCUGCGGGACUUUGCACAGGGGCCCGAGGCAGGGAGGGCUAAGAUGGGGCUGGCUGACCACAGACACCCCCCAAUUCGGCCAGGGACGCCCCUCCACCCCGAACUCCCAGUGUCCACACGCCCGCCUUCUAGUCUGUCUCUGAGCCGAGCCCCUCCCCAGGCUCAGCCACCUGCUGCAGGGGAUGGGGGUGGGGGGACACGGAGACCCAGAAAGGGGCCUCUUGCACUGGGCUCCCCCCAUAUCCAUGGUCUGUGCCCCCCUCAUCGUCCUUCCAAUAAAUAAAUCUACCCACAAGGA
Messenger RNA from Sorex araneus (European shrew), 5044 nucleotides. It is a transcript of the gene HRH2, whose product is annotated as histamine receptor H2. Gene Ontology annotation, biological process: positive regulation of vasoconstriction; G protein-coupled receptor signaling pathway, coupled to cyclic nucleotide second messenger; gastric acid secretion. NCBI's taxonomy places the organism in Eukaryota, Metazoa, Chordata, Mammalia, Eulipotyphla, Soricidae. The record is from RefSeq and is a predicted model, not a curated record. The coding region runs from base 595 to 1863 and encodes 422 amino acids. The transcript is spliced from 3 exons. Gene Ontology annotation, cellular component: membrane; dendrite. Gene Ontology annotation, molecular function: histamine receptor activity; neurotransmitter receptor activity; G protein-coupled serotonin receptor activity.